CAAACACCUUGAGCAGGCGGGAUUUCUUCCCGUUUUUCUGAUCUUUAUUGUUGUUGUCAUGAUGACAGACAAAGAAGACGACCAAGAUCAUGUUGAAGUAGACGAUCUUUUAACGUUUGAACUUCCCCCAUAUCGAUUGCCCGGCCAGGAUUUAUUGACGAAGCAAAUUCUGAAGAUGCAAACGACAACAGAUUUAUUGGCAGUACCAAAAGGAACAUAUGCAACAGCUGACUCGGAAUGGAAAGAUGGCCGCAGUGACGUGUUGUCUGUUCCUCCCCUUGGCAUACAAAAUUCGCUUCCACCCAUCCUGAUCGAAGUUCAAAAAACCGUUCACGAACCAUUUAUGCAGCGCUUAAUUGAUUACGCCCGGAACGUCUACAAGACUUAUAAAUCGUAUCCGAUACCUUUCACCGUCAUGGUCACAAAAUUCAAGGCGAUGGGCGACGAUCACAACUGUUUCCACUCCAUCAUUUGUUGCGAUUUCUGGGCGAAAUCAUGCCAUCUUAUUUCCAAGACGACCAUGGCUACCACCGAAGUUGAUGGCAACUUGCGAUCUUUGCACGCGUUAUCACUGUUUCUCAUCUCGACGUUGUAUGGACAUACCUAUGCAAAUGACCCAACUAUUCAGCGUUUAUACCAUAUUGCCAAGGGUUGUCUUGAAAACCACGCACGACAAGAAUCAAACUUUGCGGAAUCUAUCGACGUGAUUUGUUCGAAACAACGAAAAAAUUUUCCGGAAAAUUGA
Messenger RNA from Radiomyces spectabilis, 745 nucleotides. RefSeq lists its product as uncharacterized. Lineage: Eukaryota; Fungi; Mucoromycota; Mucoromycetes; Mucorales; Radiomycetaceae. The record is from RefSeq and is a predicted model, not a curated record. The transcript is spliced from 4 exons. Bases 59 to 745 code for a protein of 228 amino acids.